AUGGCUCAGACGCAGAGAAAGAGCCAGAUAUCGGUAAUUCAAAGACGCACCACGCCGCCCCGCACCACGCCGCCCCGCACCACUCCGCCCCACACCACGCCGCCCCGCACCAAGUGGAUCUGCACCACGCCGCUCCGCACCAAGCCGCCGCCCCGCACCAAGCCGCCCCGCAUCAAGCCGCCCCGCACCAAGCCGCCCCGCACCAAGCCGCCCCGCACCAAGCCACCCCGCACCAAGCCGCACCGCACCAAGCCGUCCCGAAUCAAGCCGCCCCGCAUCAAGCCGCCCCGCACCACGCCGCCCCGCACCACGCCGCCCCGCACCACGCCGCCCCACACCACGCCGCCCCGCACCACGCCGCCCCACACCACGCCGCCCCGCACCAAGUGGAUCUGCACCACGCCGCUCCGCACCAAGCCGCUCCGCACCAAGCCGCUCCGCACCAAGCCGCUCCGCAUCAAGCCGCCCCGCACCAAGCCGCCCCGCAUCAAGCCGCCCCGCACCAAGCCGCCCCGCACCAAGCCGCUCCGCACCAAGCCGCCCCGCACCAAUCCGCACCGCACCAAGCCGCACCGCACCAAGCCGUCCCGAAUUAAGCCACCCCGCAUCAAGCCGCCCCGCACCACGCCGCCCCGCACCACGCCGCCCCGCACCACGCCGCCCCGCACCACGCCGCCCCGCACCACGCCGCCCCGCACCAAGCCACAACGCGCCGCUCCACAACCCCCCGCACUACGCCGCACCACACCGUACCACGCAGCACCGCGCAAAGGAGCUGGGGCCGCCGUGUGA
Knipowitschia caucasica is the source of this 792-nucleotide messenger RNA. The record is from the annotation of a GenBank genome assembly. Lineage: Eukaryota; Metazoa; Chordata; Actinopteri; Gobiiformes; Gobiidae.